CUAGGCUGCGCCACAUGAGGAUCCUUGUUUGAUUAGGAUUAUACCAUCAACAAAUACAUACAUAAGGGUUUAGCCGCCGCAUACUGCUGCAUUCCAAAACCGGGUAGGGCGAACGAAAAGCUUUAGCCGUUCAGGGCGAUUCCCUUUUUCGUUGCAGAGAGCAUCGCGAACGUGAAAAUCUCAAGUUCUGAUCAUCAUCACUAUUCCAUCGUCGAUGGGGAAGAGAAAGGAGCGCCGCCUUGCCGCUCUGAGCGCAGCUGGUCGAAGAGUAAAGCUUGAUCUUUUCGCGGAACCCUCUGGAGAUAUGGGUGGCUCCUCUGUACACGAUGAAGUUGAAGUGGAUAAAGAUCCAAAUAGUUGUGCUGGAGUCCCCAGUUCAUCAUCUACUUCAGGUCAACUUCAGGAGAAUCCUUUGCUGUUGCUUGGGCAAUAUAGUGAUGAGGAAUUGGACGAAGGAAGCAAAAAACCCAAGCAUGAUGCCACAGAGAGUUCCUUGAUCACCCACCCUGGCCAGGUAGAGGAAGCUGUGGUUGCGGAAUGUGAAGAACUAGUAGGAAAUGCUAGCAAUGAAGUUGCUUCUCAUCAGGUCAAUGAAGAGGAUGUCGGGAAUGAUUUUGCUCAACCUGAUGCUGCAAUAGACCCGGGUAGCACUGAUGCUGUAGAAACUAAUGUUGCUGAUUCAGGUGAUCCAGUCAACCAAGCAGAUUCAGGGGCACAAGGCUCUGAUUUAGGGUCUUCCGGGGUACAAGUUGUUGGAGAUGUGACCUCUGGUUGGAAGAUAGUUAUGCAUGAAGAGAGCAAUAAAUACUAUUACUGGAAUACUGAGACUGGUGAAACGUCAUGGGAAGUGCCUGAUGUUUUGACUCAGGGAACAGAAACGGCCAGUGAACAGAAAGUUCCUCUUGUUAAUGAAGUCAAGGAGAGUUCUCAUGUUGAUAAUUGUGCACCCAAUCCAAAUUUUACACAACUGCGUGUGUCCUCAGACAUGCCUGCUGGAGAUGGGCCUAAUGAUUCUGAAUUGAUUCCUGAAUUCAGGGAAAAUCAUGAAUUGGGGCUUGAAGUGGAUAAUUGGAAUGUAGGUUGUAAAGAUCAAAAUCUAGAUGAUCAAAAAAUGGGUGCCAAAGUCAAGCAUAUAGAAUCAAAUGGUGGUUCUGGUAAUAAUGUUACUGCACCAUGUCAAGAAAUGUCUUCGCUUUGUGGUUAUAUUUCCAAAGAGCAGUCAACUAUUUCCCCUCCAGGCCCGAGAGACCCAAUUACUGGAGUCGAUGAAUAUCGUGAAAACCAUGAAGCUUUUUCUUCUCAUCUUGUGAAGUAUGGUGAAACUUUGUUACGGCGUUUGAAGGCAGUAGAAAGAUACGAGGAUAAACCCGAAGGACGUGACUGGCUGUUAAAUUAUAUCUUCGAAGUUGAGAUCAGACUUUCUGAUUUCAAGUCCCUCCUUGCUUAUGGUCCUUCUUUGCUGCCAUUUUGGCUGCACUCUGAAGGACAGCUUAAACGAAUUGAAUGUGCUAUUGAUAAUGAGCUCUCUCGGUUUGUUAAAUCUGAACAGCUGGAUGAAGCUGCGAAUGUGCAAGUCCCACCUUCGCUGCAAAGCAUAGGAAACUCUAGAACGGACGAGAAGGAAGAUGUAAUAAUCUCUGAUUCCGAAAAUCCACAGAUUUCUCCCAUUGUUGAUCUGCUGAAAGUGGUCAAUAAAGAAUCACAUGACGGAUCUGCAGCUGAUCUUGGUAAUGCUGAAGGGACCCUUUUAACACAAUCUCCAACUCAGCAUUUGGGCAGCAGAGCAGAAGGAAAUAUGGAGAAUGCCAAUGAGAGCAAACCUCUGGACACAUUGAUUUCCAAAACGGGCCCCCAUAUGGGUGAAGAUGUUGACAUGGAUGUUGACAUGGAUGUUGAUGAUGAAACUCCUGCAGACGACAUGACUUCUGGAUAUGCAUUGAAUGCCAAAUCUUUACGUCAAACUGAUCAACAGGUUCAGCCAAUUCCCCCUGCAGAAUACUUCUCGGUGCCUGAGAUUGAAAGUGCUGCCCCACCACUUCCAGAUGACGAGUGGAUACCCCCACCACCUCCUGAUAAUGAACCGGUGCCUCCUCCUCCACCUGAUGACCCAGUCCCCUCGUAUCCCUCACCACCACUGUAUUCUGAAACAGUGGAAACUCCAUACACAGAGCAGUUCAAUAUGGCUUAUCCAAUUUCUAAUUUUAACUAUUACGGUACCACUAUUCCUGAAGUCCCAGGUGCUAAUUAUUAUGCCCAUGGUGAAGGAUGCCAACUAGUUGAGCCUCAGCAACCACAAUAUUAUGAAACCAUGGAGCACACAUAUCCAGAACCUGCACCUAUAGUUGUAAACCCGCUUCCUGUGGAGUCCAUUUUGUAUUAUGACUAUUCCAAUGGAACAGUACCCCCUGGAGCUGUAAUCAGUAGCAUAGAUUCCUCUGGUAUGUACACUGGAUCUGGUUCUGUGAAUUACCAUGAUACUGCUACUUCUGCUCAAGCGUCAUCUGUUGAGAUCUUCACAGAAUCUGGAAGUAGUUCAGUUCCAAGUACAAUGGCUGGGUCUGAUGUUUCUGCUGUUGGCUGUGAACAUGAGACGGUGAAUCUACAAGUUAUACCUACUUUAGCCACUACAGAAAGCAAGGUAGCGAAUGGUGGUGGCCCUCCAACAUCAGGAACUGUUGCUUCUGCUGCACAAUCUGCAACUGUAUCUAAGGUCCAGUCUAAAGUGUCGCGAGGCAAGAAACGUACAGUUGCUGUGGCACCUACUUUGAGGUCUAAUAAGAAGGUCUCCAGCCUCGUGGACAAGUGGAAAGCUGCCAAAGAGGAGUUGUAUGAGGAUGAGGAAGAUGAACCUGAAAAUGCUUAUGAGUCGUUAGAAAGGAAGCGGCAAAAGGAAAUUGAGGAAUGGCAUGCACAACAAAUUGCUAGAGGAGAAGCUAAAGACAAUGCUAAUUUUCAGCCACUAGGUGGUGAUUGGCGUGAACGGGUGAGGCGUAAGAGAGCUAAAUCGACCAAGGAGGCAGUGGAAGCUGCACCAGAGGUGUCUUUGAAUGAAAAGCAGCAACCUGAUUUAAUUGAGCUUUCAAAAGAUCUCCCAUCUGGAUGGCAGGCAUAUUGGGAUGAAUCAUCAAAAGAAGUCUAUUAUGGGAAUGCAGUCACUUCGGAGACAACGUGGACCCGGCCUACAAGAUGACGGCAUUUUUUUUUUUUUUUUUUUUUUUAGAGUUCCUAAAUUUCUCGGGCCCGUGUAGGAAUUUUAUAUCUCAAUAUUUAUUUAUUUAUUUUAGUUCAGAUAGUGUAAACAUGGAAAAGAAAUGCUCCCCUUUCGUUGUGAGGCACCCUCACUCUUUUUAGGUAUAUCUCUACUUUUUGUUUCUUCUCCAUUUCCUCUAUUUUUCUUUUUUGAUGGGGUUCACUAUAGAAGGUGUGAAGAGGGAAACCAACAGUGAGCUGAUUCGAACUGAAGACCUCCUGCUGUUGGUUUAAUGCUUCACACCCUCACUAACGGAGGCAGUAAUUGUUUUUAGCAACCUGUACUUCCUGUCUUACAAUUAUCACUAUUCAUGCUAAUCGAGUUGUUUGGAUUUUUCGUAG
Molecule: messenger RNA, 3591 nt
Organism: Macadamia integrifolia
Lineage: Eukaryota; Viridiplantae; Streptophyta; Magnoliopsida; Proteales; Proteaceae
Exons: 10
Coding region: 215-3190 (991 amino acids)
Molecular function (GO): protein binding
Source: RefSeq, a predicted model, not a curated record